CCAAAACUCACAGAGGAAGAACUUUCCCAACGUAUUGCUGCCGCGAAGGAAAACGCUGCUAGAAAGGCGGCCGCCCAUGCUCGCGCUGAAGCUGACCAGGCCUCCUUCCUGGAACGGGAGAAGGUUGCAGAAGAGAAGCGGCGCCAAGAACGCCAGAAUCGCCGUGUGAUGGAUAACGAACGAGAGCGCAAUCGGCAGCGAAAACUUCAGGCUUUGAACGGUAGAGAGUGGGACUCGCAGAAGCAGGAGGAAGACUAUAAUCCUCGCGGAGGUAGAGGGCAGUUUCGACGCGCAAUGCAUGGCGGUGUCUCUGGAUACGUUAGACGAGACUUUGGAGAUUCGCAGCCUAGUGAAGACACGGACAAUCAUCAUCAUAACGGCCACCGUGGCCGAGGUCGUGGUGGAAGAGGCGGCCGUGGACGCAACGGCCGCGGACCACGAGGAGACACUGCAGCACCUGAAGCCACAACGAAUGGACUGGACAACACUGAGCAAAAGCCUGCACCCGCUCCGGUUAUCGAUAAUGAAGCCGAAUUUCCUUCCUUGCCCGGUGGCAGUAAGAAGGAGAGCACAGUCAAGACUGACACUACUACCGCCCAGCUCGAGGCCGUUUUAUCACCGCUAUCUGUCACCGGGGCUACAUGGGCGGAGCAAGUUGAAAAUAACUAA
Aspergillus alliaceus is the source of this 669-nucleotide messenger RNA. RefSeq lists its product as uncharacterized. The transcript has a single exon. The annotation marks the transcript as partial. NCBI's taxonomy places the organism in Eukaryota, Fungi, Ascomycota, Eurotiomycetes, Eurotiales, Aspergillaceae. The record is from RefSeq and is a predicted model, not a curated record.